Messenger RNA from Xyrichtys novacula (pearly razorfish), 37666 nucleotides. Lineage: Eukaryota; Metazoa; Chordata; Actinopteri; Labriformes; Labridae. The record is from the annotation of a GenBank genome assembly.
AUGCAGACAGGUGGACAGUCAGACAUGCUUCCUGCACUUCUGCUGCUCUGCGUGGCUCCAGGGGUUUGGGGCUCUACACCCGGGGAGUGGGCAUAUGGAGGGACUCAGGACAGGCAGGAGCUUGGUGAACCGCUGUGCCCGUCUCCAUGCCAGUGUGAGGAAGAUGGGAUCUUCCUCAUGGUGGACUGCUCAGAGCUUGGACUAUCAGCUGUACCGACUGAGCUGAGCCCUCUCACCACUUACCUGUGAGUAAGACACCUCCGAUUCUACUUCCACUUUAGGCCUCUCACUGUAUCCUGAAAGUUUCUUUGACCCUUAUGGUCCUCUUCUUGCUUUCCUACCUUGUCCUCAUCCCUAAAUCAUUCUAUCUGAUGCUUUAACUUGCCUGGGAUCUCUAAACUUUCUGCACAACUUGCCUGCCAACAACAAGUUCCAACAUAAUAUUAGUCCAAGUCAUUCAAACAUAUGCUGCCAGGAUUCCCCUAUUUAGAAAAAAAUACAGUUAUUUGAAUGAACCAGGAAGCAGCAGCUGAACCUGCAUGUGCACAAGAACAGCAAGAUCCAGGGAGCAUGUGUGUGUGUGUGUGUGUGUAAGAGAGUGUGUGUGUGUGUGUGUGUUGACCAAUACAGCAAAUUACUGGACCUCUUCUUUUAGUAUCAGGUUUCCGAAAGCCAACUGGAGACCCAGCGUGAGAAAGUGUGUGUGUGCGCAUGUGUAUGCCUUUUGUGUACAUGAUGCGAGUGUGUAUGUGUGUGCGAGUUUCAAGCACAUGACAGGGGCAUAUGUUCGUGUGCGCGGUGCAUUAAUGUGUUGGAACUGAACACUGCCUACAUGUACAUCUUUAAUUUAUGAUGAUUAAAAAUAAGUAAUUGUAGUGAGAGAGAAAAUCUGAUGGUGGUUUUUGUUUUUUUGACAAAAUUGUCUCUUUUAUGGACUUAAUUUGCGUCUACAGAAUUUGUUGGUGGAAAUGAAAAUUCGAUUCGUGUCGCAACAAAAGAGGCCUUGGCUUUACAUCCAGUUUAAAACAUCAUCUUUUAUAUCACACAUUGCUAGUUUUUGGUUCCAGGGAUUGGAGCCAACAGCCACCAGGAGUCUUUAAGGUCUUUACAAGAAGGUUUUGACAUAUCUUCUCUAAAAACUAGGAGAUCUGGGAGAUUUUUCUUUUUUUUUUUUACACCACCCUGCUGCGGCUUACAGCCAGCUUACUGAUUGCUUAACUGCCUCUAAGGACAGAUUAGAAACACUUUGUGAUAACUGAUAUUGAAGUGAUAGAAGAUGAAUCCAGGAAACAGGGUGUGAUAGAGCAGUUGCUCACUAGGGGCUCCACAAGUAUUACAAGAGCAGAGGUACAGAAUUCAGAGGGAGUGAGCAAAAGAUCAACAAUUUAUGUUUGAAACGCUAAUAGAGAGACAUAAAAGACAGCUCUAUAUGAGUGAUGCUGGACCUGGGCUGUCAUGGGACCCUGCUUGCUAGAUUUAACAGUGUUCAUUUGAAAGUUAAAACACAUGUAGAGUUUAUGGAGGUGAAAUAUGGUCUCCAGCUCCAUCCUGGAAUCACUCGACCUUAUGAGAGCAUCAGGAGGUUUGCUCAAGGAUGGCGCAUGUCAUACAAGAAAGCCGGAGCACUCACUUAUAUGCUCUCGCUCACAGGAGAGAUGAAUCUGAGAGUGUUGAGCUCUCAUUCCUCUGCUAGAAUAAAAAGAGUGAUGACCUGAUCUCCCUCUGAGAAAGUCUAACUGCUCCAAUACAGCCGCACACACGGAUAUAUACACACAAGCACACAUCACUCCCUACAAACACAAGAGUAAUUGCUCAUUUCCCCUCGUUACCUAACAGUGGAACUGGACCAAUUAGUGAGUUUGAGGGCUGAUUAAGAAUAAGAUAAAUAUACUCAGCGACCAACCGCACACGCCCACACACACACAGAAACACACGUAAACACACAUUACUGCAGCGGGGAGGGGGAAGAAGGAGAAUGUGGGACAGCAGGAGAGAUGCCGCAACAAAUUAAGAUAGACGAUGGAGAAUCACAGAUUUCUCUCUUGGCCUUCUGAUAAAAAUCAUCAAACACAAACAGAACAGUCUCCCCUUCCUUUCCUAACUCUGCACACACAUUCACACACACAUACCCCAGAACUUUGCACAGCACGCUACAGUGUCCCGUUUCGUCUUGGAGUAUGAAAGGUUACAACAGCAGAGAGUCAGUCCAAUCCCCACCAGGAUCUGUCCAACAGUCCAGCACGCCCUGCUGCGCUAUGGAGGCUGGAUUAGGCUGCCGAGGUCAUAGGGAUUUGCUUGGGAACAGUCCGCAUUACAAACCACAUCCACAUAGCACUGUGAAAGUAUAUGACAUCAUUCGCCCGUGUCAUUGGAGAGCUCUUCAAAGUGAACAAAACGGUACGUGCUGCAGUGACCCAGAGGGCAAUCCAGGAUAUAUGCGUUCACUUUUACUUUAUAAGGUUUUUAAUGCACAUUUGAAUCAUCCAACUCUACAUAGCUGAAUACAAAAGCAAAGACUAAUCAGUAAAGACUUCUGUUUAAUAACACUGGGGUGAAUAGAGGUUGACUCUGCAAAGGAAUUCAACUAUUUGGAGAAUAAGGUGCUCUGAGCAACUCUGAGCGCAGUGAGCAGAGAUUUAUGACAAUAAUCGUUUCCGUGGGCAACACAUGAAAUGAGCUGUCAUGUGAGACGCUUUGAAAAGACCUUCUCUUUGAUAUCAGAUUAGAGAGGAAAGACAGUGCCCAAGGGUGUGUGUGUAUGUGUGUAUGUGUGUGCAUGUAAGUUAAUGUGUGUUAAUACUGAGAACACUGUGUACAGUAUGUGCAUCGGGGCCGGUGCCGUUUUAUGUGUAGCUGCAUAUGAGGCAACUUGUCAUAAAGGAUGGCCUUAUGUUGAUAAUAAGUAGCUUGUGUGAGAUGGAUGUUAUAUGGGAACAUGUGGAUCACUCAGCUGUCCCAUAGAUUUCUACAUAACUGAAGCAAUAAUUAAUAAAAAAACUAAUAUGUGCAUGAUGUGUGAUAUAUGUGCGCAGGGGUUUCUAAGGUUGUCAGGUGCCUCAAAGAUCUCACACUUCCUGCAGAUCUCUUAAGUGUGUUUAUGCACUAGGAAAAGUGUGUGUGGGUACGAUAUGUGUGUCUCCGGCUGGAGUUGAGUGGCGAUUAGGUGAUGCUUUGUGGUAGCGGUGGGCGAGCUUCUAACAGUGUUUUGGCCGAGGCCAGGAAACCACAGCUAGCACAUUACCAGACAGAGGAAAACCAAGGAGUGUGUGAGUGUGCGCGCUGGUGUGCACGCAUGUGUGAGGCUGUGGAGACCACCCAGAGUGCUGAGGGUUUUUUCUUCUGGUUACUGGAGGUGAAGCAAGAAAGUUAGAAAAAUGAAGACAUGGAAGAUGAAAGAAGAGGGUCAAAGCUGCCAGGGAUUAGAAUUUGGUGUCAGAGAAAUGCAAAGGUCCAGGUACUUGAAGUCUACACAUACAUACUAUGGCAGGCACGGAGGUAACAGUCGUGUGCGUGUCAUUUAGCUAUUAUGCUGAUGGAAUGAUUCCUAUCAUGAGCGACCGGGGGUCACAUUGUAAACAUCAUGCCCGAAAGAAAGAAAAAGAGAGAGAAGAGAGAGAGGCAAAUUUUAAAAGAAAGUGGGGUUGGGUCGAGGAUAAAACAGACAAAAAUAAAAACACAGCGCAGAAAAAAGAAAAGUGUGUGUCUGUGUGUACUGACAGUGGAGGGUCCUCUAUACAGCAGCUAUCAGCUCCAGCAUCAGUGUCCUGGCUCCAGACGUCUAUGGUAGCCCCCCGCCUCAACAACGCCACCCUCCCUCAUACUCUCUGUCUAUCCUUCUCCCCUCAGCUAUUCUCCUUUCCUCACCUGUUUCCUACGGCCUCCCUGGGAUAGAGCAAGACUCCAUAAAUUAAGUGUGUGUGUGAGUGUCUGUGUGUGUAUUUGGAGAAGGUGUUGAAUCCAGCCAGGCAGGCUAUAUGAUUACUGAUGUGCAAUGUGUGUUUGGAAAAUCAAAAUGAAUGCAAACUCAGGCAAGAGUAAAAAAAAGUGACGGGUGUGUUCCCGAAACUAGAUGGUGUGAAUUUCCUCAAGGUGUGUGUGUGUGAGCCAAUGUGGUUUGAGGAGACUGGCUUUGGCUAUAAGCCAACUAACUAUCAGCUGUGAUCAGAGUCAGGGAGAGAGUUGCACACGUCUGAUUACAGAGGAAGAGAGCAGAGACACAUGUCAUAGACAAUCUGUUCUGCUUCAAAUGUUGCUGCAUGGAUUUUGUUCUUCUCCGAAUAUUUGCCUGUAAGUGUCAGAUCUUCAGACCUCUUCAGAAAAAGCCACCUGAGUGUGCAACAGAUCUGAUAUUUAUGCCAUAAGGGUGUUAAAAUAAGGGUUAGACCGUUAGCGUCGCAUAGUGCCAUGGGUUUGUGGUUUCCUGAGAGCGGCCCGGGAGGCUUUUAAACGUCGCACAGGGACAGACGGCAGGUAGGCAGGUAGAAGGACAACAAUGGAAACAAUGAAAAUUCACUUGGGAGCAGCAGAUGGAGAAGACACAGAGGCCAUAGUGUCCUCGGCCACUCCAUAUCCUGUCCUUUAGAAAAAAGUAGAAAGCAAUCAUGACACAAGAUCUUGAAGGGAACUUGGGUGGAGGAGAGGAGCAGGAGGUCAGGGAAAUACAGUGGAGAAUGUGUUUAGGAGGAAUGUGCAUGCGCCUCACAUGUGGACUGAACACAACAGUGGUUGGUAUUUGUUGGGGUCAAACCUAUCGCAACAGGCUGAGUAUGUAAAUCUGUGUGUUUCGUGUGAUAGCUGUGUGACACAAGUGUGUCUCAGGGGACCAGGAAUGUGCACCCUGUGACGUGUGGUGGAGGGGUGAGGGUUGAGGGGUGAGGGGGCUGCCUCUGAUUGAGAAGAUUCAGAAUGCCUGCAUGGCCCAGAUUCCUAUUCAGCCCUUGUCCAACCCUGGGAAUCCAUGGGAAUGUUUGAAUGUUUAUGUGUGUGUGUGUGUCUGUGUGUGUGUGUGUUUGACCGUGUGUGCAUGGAUCUGUGCAACUGCAGUAGCCCUCUCUUUUGCACUACAGAGAAGGCAUUGUCUAAUCCCAGGCCAAGCCACGACAAAUGUCCCUAACUGCUCUGUUGCAUGUCCAUGCCUACGUGUAGACACGAACACAUGGACUUGCAUGCUAACAUUUUGUGUCAGUAUAUGAGCUUGUGGCUGGGGAACACAUAUAAGGAAACUUACUCUAUUCUUUCAAAUAACUUUUAAAACUUUUAAAAAUAACUUUUCUUUCAGCUCUCUCUUGAUCUUAUGAUCUUUAUCGAUCAAUUUGUGCGUAUCUGAUCUUGUUCUGGCUCAUCUAUCAGUUUCUUCUAUGCCCUCUGGAGAUCAACUAAGUGCCUUUUGAUUAAUUAAUAAAAACUAUACUUGAUUUAGGAUCUAAACAGUCAUGUGAUAAAGAUCAGACAAAAAUAUCUGGAUUUCUCACUCCACUCCAAGGGGACAUGACUAUCAGUGUAUAGAAUAACAUAAUGAUCUCUCCUUGAAGGGGAAUUGUUAUAGCUAUACAGGGUAUACAGUAGCCAACAUUUUACUCAAUGUAAUGUGAUGUCUAUAACUCUCACUGUCAGGUAGCACAGUCCAAAAACCAAAAAAGUUUUUUUUGUUGUUGUUUUAACAGUAUCUGGAUUCUCAUAAACUUUGGGGGUCACUGUAAAGUUUCAGUGACAGGCACAGAGCGUACUCGUAACUUAGAGAGCGGAAAUCAGAGAGAAAUAUAGCGCUAACCGAUGAAGGUCUAAAACGCUCUGUGCUUUUUUAAAUCAUAUCCCAUUUUGUAUUACAUGCAAGGUUGUUAAUCAAGUUGUGAACAUGGCUCCCUGCUGUCAGUUUGAACUACAGAUUGAGUUCAAGUUCAACAAAAACAAUAUGGGGUAGAGCUGGGCAAUAAUUUACCAAUGCUGAAAUUUACAACAAUAACUGACGUCAUUUUGCCCAUAUCGGUAUAUUCUCAUGUCCUUUUAAGACGCUGUCCUACGUCAGAGACAUGAUUCCACCCCAUCCAGUCUGUAACAAAGAGGGAAAGACAGGUGAGGAGAUGGAGGAUGGCUCAAAAGUUGGAGCGGCUGCUGAAGUAAACCAAGUUAAUGCAGGAAAGGGUGAGCAGCUUGUGGAGUAGUUAUGGUCCAAUCAUCGUUAUUGAGGUGAACUGCUCGAUAUAUCGUGAUAUUGAUUUGAGGCCAUAUCGCCCAGCCCUAAUACUGGGUAUCAUCACAGUUUAGACUUAAAGUUUUUCAUAGAUCAUCAAGCAGCUAAUUACUCCCUUCUAUGAAAAUGUGUUAUUAGGUAUAUUUGUUAUUUCAGGUGGAAAAUCCAGAAUUCAAGAUAAACCCAAAAGAGUCUAUUUUAAAUAAAACAGUUUAAGUAAAAACUGUAUAUUUAUAAACUGUCAUAUUUUAUCUGUAAAUCAAAGAGAAUUUUUACACAAGCAUUGAGACUAUAGGACAUAGUUCUCCAAGUUCUCCCUCCGUCUCUAAAAUGGCUCUGCCUGUCUCUGUCUGCCUAUCUGUGUGAUCGCUGGCCAGGCCUGCCGACUAAAGUGGCUCAUGCGCUACUGGCACUGUGCAGGUGAUGACUAGUAGGAGGUAAUGAUACUUAAUGCCCCAUCCACAGACAAACACACACACACACACACACACACACACACACACACACACACACACACACACACACACACACACACACACACACACACGACACGUACCUACCCAUAAGACCCCUAUGUGCCCAUUACAGCCAAGAAAACAUGUUGCUCAAGGAAGGCUAUAUGAACAAAUAGACUUGAUUACACAUGCGCACGCACAUUUACUCACAUACACAUUCUGACUUAAUGAUGGUUAAUGCCCGACUCAAUCCCCCUAGGCAGCAUCAAAGCGUCCCAGAGCAGUGCUGAUACAGCAAUGCUAGCAGGGAUUAGGUUGGGAGAAUGGACCACUGGGACAGGAGUUAGCUAAAGGGAACAAAGAAGCAAUCGCAGACACACUUAAAUGUCACACACAUGUGCACACACCUCAGGGCAGAUGCGCGCACACGUAUACACACAUACUCAGUCAGAGGCACUAUGGGAACAGCAGAGAAAUGUGUAGAAAGGGAAAUGUAGAAAACAGAAGGUAGAGACACUAAUGAGGACUGAAUCUUUUUCAGGACUCUUAAUUUUGCAGGAUAAGGUGACCUGGUCUGAGCGUAGAAACAGCAGUCAGGUCAGGAUGAUGGCAUGAGGCAGCAGUGUCAGUCUAACUAAGACUGGACUGCACAGGUGUAUUUUCAAUCUGCGUAAAAGGAGGCUGGAGGGAACUCUGCAUCUGCAGAGCCUGUGUCUCUGCAGCCAGACUCACUCACGUCUCUAUUACAUGUCUGAGAAGAAGCAAAAGAGGAAAUCUGGAGUUUUUACACACAUGGCAUCAAGCCAAACUAAAUCUCUUAAACCAACAGCAGCCACAUGUCCUCACCGGUAUGGGGUAAGAUUUCAUCAAGUGCUGAUAUAAGUUCAGGUCUAGAUGUUAUCCUCGGGUACUGUUAAAUAUAAAGAGCAGAUGAGCUGGUCAUAGAUCUGUGAGCGCAGCAGUGAAGGCGGAAGGAGCCAGGAUUGGAUUUGAACAGUCCUCUAACUAGAUCCAGUGUCCUGCUGUUUCUGCCAUUCAACAAAUGAAGUCAUAAUAGAGCCUGACACUAAUACUCAUCGGGUUUCAUUCACUGUUGUAUCCACUGCCUCUAAAUCAGUGUGCAAGAAGAACACCUCUAUGAAAAAAGAUAUCUUUUCAGGAUGUGUGGAAAAGUGGGGACACUUGUAACCCUUUUCCUUUGUUAUUCCAGCAGAUUUUUUUGAACAUUUCUUCCCUGCAGCAUCAAGUAUUAAAAAGGAAUGUCAUUUAUAAAACACACGAUACAGAAAUAAAUGAAAGUCUGGAAAUAAACUUUGAAAAAAUAACAACAACAACAGAUAAGUGGAUUAUAUGGGCAGGGCUAUGAAUGUCUCUCUGCCUCCCAAAGCUAUGUCCUACCCACAACAGCUGCCUGUCAGCCCUGUCCACAUGUUGCAGGCAGUUAUAUGUUGUAUGGUGCCGACUGUUCCAACACUUCCUGUUCCAUUACUGAAGUGCUUGACCUUUCACCCCCCUCCCCUCCGUCUCAUGACAGGGUGUGUGUGGGAGGACAGCGAGCGGACAUAGAGUGUGUACGUGCACGUGUGUAUGUGUGUGCACGGUGUUUCGGGGCAUGAAUAAGUCCCAGAGGGCAUGAAUAUGUUUCCCAUGACAUGGCCUCAGACUAAACAGCCGCUCUCUCCACCCAGACAUCCGCCUGUCAUUCUCCCCUAAAACCGCAACUCGAGGAAAAGACAUGACAAAACAUGGGAACACAAAUACACAGAUGCAUCUCCCUUUUCUUUCUUGUUAUCUCCCCUGCCCUCUUCCUCCCUCUCUCCCUUCCCCUUUUGUCGCCGAGUCCUCCCCGUGGCCCUUCUUGUCCAGGUGAAAGACUUCUCCGCGCCCUCACCCUCGCUCUUUGUGCCCCGUGAAUGGGAGAAAGAGAGAACAAGAGAGGGAAUGAUAAAGAGAGAGUGCCUUUGGACACAAAGGGCAGUGUACCCCUCCCAGGAAGUCUGGAAGAGAGGGAGAAAAAAAAACACACAUCUUUAGAGGAAGGAGGAGGGGAGGACAGCAUUGUACCCUCCUUCCUGACUCUUUGUGUGCGUGUGUGUGUGUGUGCACGCCUGUGUGUCUUUGAGUGUGUGUGGAAGCUCAUGUGUGACCAAGUGAGAAACUGAAUGCCAGAGCAGCCAGUCAAUUCGGAUAUAGAAAAGCUAACACACUUAGACCAAGCCCUUGCACACAGUACACAAACACAGACACACAUUCUACUCACUCACACACACACACACACACACACGCACUAAAGCACACAACCAUUUAGGCCCUCUUCAAGGCGGCGCCUGAGCAUUGACUACCAGUUGCAUUGUGUGGAAUAAAAGAUCCCCUUUCAUCGUGGCCUUAACUGUUUCAAAGCGCUAAGCGGAGAGGAUCAGACCGGCUGAAUCCGACUGAAGACAUUACUGUCAUAGUUACUGUAAAAGACAGCCAAGGUGUGGCUCAAGCAGCGCUAAUGCAUAACUCCUGCCCUCCAGGCACGGCUCUGGUUGUUGAUUUCCACUAAAGAUCUAUUACUCUGAUGUUCCUCACAGAUAAGCUGCCUUCAAAGGUGCGGAGCUUAACGCCAUUAUUGGCUGUUUGUUUGGUAAGCAUCUCCAUCUGAGAAGAGGAUUGGCAGGGAAGGUAAACGAAAGAGAAAAAAGAGAGUGAAUAGAGGAGGAAGUAAGGAGGAAGACUACAGGGUACGGCUCUUGAGAAGUGAAAUUUUCUGUGUUUGUGUGUGUAAAAUAAGAGAUUCAUGAAAAUACAUUCCUCCCAAGGGCAACAAUGUAAGCCUGUUUGUUUACAUGCCUUCGCCUGCAUUAUGUACCGUACCUGCAUGCAAUUUUAUGCUUGAGCAACAGACCAGAAACUUUUCCAUUGAGUUUCUUCUUCUUUUGCUCUGAGACAAUGGAAUUCUCCACAGUGAAAUGUAUCAAGUCAUCUCCCCUCCUCAGUCUGCUCCUGCACAUUUCACCAUUCAUGACAGAAACAGACACCUGCCUGCUGAUCACAUCUGCCUCGCUCUGAGGGUAUAUUCACUCACCAGGGUGGUCCACCAUCUCUCCGACAAUAGCCACCCGGAGCUUGGAGCGUGUAUGAGCACCAUAGCGUGGAUGUGUGUGUGUGUGUACGCUCAUAAAUGUGAUGUGGCCAGUUGUUUUGCUGCUUCAAAUCACCCGCUCUUGUCAGAAAUGCUUCCAGUUUGAAAUUGGCUACAACGGCGCUAGGGGCACAUUGACACCCACACACACGGCGCCUUUGAUCAAAGAGCCGAUAACAUACUUCAGUAGUUCUGUUGACGGCGAAGAGGGAAUAUGAUAAAUCACAUUAUUGUUACUACCGGACUGUGUAACUCCAUACUCCGGUUGAAAUCUGAAACAGAGAUGUGGAGAAAAAGAGAGAGUGGGAGAGAGAAAGGGCCAAGGCCGAUGAAUGGAAAUGUACCUCUGCCUCUUCAUGCUUCCGUUCCCCCCUUAAGACAAGCUCCUUGCCAUGGUUACUCUAUCAAUCACAGCAUAAAGCAGUCAAAUAUCCAGGGCUCUACCUUUCUUCCUGUGCCAAACCUUCCUCUCUUACAUUCGCAUGCACACAGGCAUGUGCGCAAUUACACACUCUGAAGGGGAAAGACUAAAUGAUCCAUCAGAGUGCAUUGUGUGUCUGUAUAUCAUGAGACAAUAAAGAGAAAGGGCAUGGAAAACGUCUAUGUCUUUAAACUCCUCUAAUUACUGUGACACUGCCGGCUUUUUUUUUUUACCCCCUGCUACUGUGCUUAAACACACAGAUUACAUGUACACACAUGAAAAUCUAAUUCUCCUUCGGGGAAGUAAGAAGAGAUCACCGGGGGGCUUUGUCAGUCAUUCUGCAGGUUCAGAGCAGGGGGAGAUAAAAGGGACAGUUAAGAGGCACAUUUGUGAGUGUGUUUGUUGAGGGAUGAGUGUGGGUCUCUGUGUCUGCAUCCUCUGCUCCCAACCCUGCUCUGAAGCCUUGAGUUUGUCAUUCAGCAGCUGGAGAUGGAGAUCUGAGGGGAGGAGAUGCCCUGUUGGUGCUCCUGUUGGAUGAGAGAUGUGUUGUCCUGCUAUGUCAGGCUGCAUGUCUUGACACUCGAAUUAUAUUCACAUCAGAAAAGAAACCAACCAAUGACCUUUCAUUUUCUCUCUCUCUCUCUCACACACACAUAGACCCACACAGUAAUUCAUUUCCAUGCCCCGGCAGCGACCAUGUAUGAUGUGGUGAAAGCCCAACCGGGAUCUGUACCCACCACAUCUGCAGGCUCACUGGGAAACAAUAGGGGUGUGAAAAUGAGCGACAGACAUCUUACCGCAUACACCGCAGGCACCUAUAAAUGGAAGAAGUAUUGUAGUGCACACACAGACACAGAUACUUGCACACACACACUUUCACUUAGUCUCCCUCUAGCUCACACAGCACACACACAUUCAAGUUGUUCAUAAAAUGAGGACAGAGAAACCUUAACUCUAAUUGUGAGACUCUUAUACGCUGCAGAGCCCACAAAGGCUUUAAGUGCUUUCUUUCUCAUUUCUUUUGCAGCCAUUUAUUUGCGCUGAAAAUAUCUGCAUGUCACCACGCCAGCCGACACAAUGCACAUGUGGUAGUCAUCAAUCAUAAUUAUCAUGGUUUAAAAAAGCCACAGCUGUUAUUUGAUUUUAAAAACAAGCCAUAGCACAGCGCCUUCCAACGAUACGUCAAGUUGUCAGCGGAGGCCUUGGCCUGCACAGCAGAAAUGUCUCUCUCUCUCUCCGGCUUCCCAACGAGCUGGUUGGAGAGCACAGCCGAGCGGAGCUGCAGUCAACCUUCCUCCAUGACUCACCACUGUGUGUCUUUAUUUUUAAACAUUUUCUCUCUCCAUUUCUGUGUGUUUAUUCUGUCUGAGUGAGCCCGCUGUUAUGGACUUCACACGUUUGUUUAUGGCUUCUUUAAUCAGGACCAGAUAAUGCAGCGUUGUCUCAAUCCAUGGACGCAUCCCCAGAAGCUAGUUGAUGCGUGUCUAUGUGUGUUUUGCUCUGCCCUAAUUAUCCCAAUAGAUUGUUGUAUUAAAUAUUUUCUUCAUAGAUUAUUUGCACAUCAGAUAUUGCAUUAGGUUAAGGUGUGUGUAGUAUCAGUGGGGCCACACGAGGUGACAAUGUGAUCCCUCUGUUGUACAUGAUGUCAUCCACUCCUGAUUAUGUCAGCUGGUUUGCUGUAACUGCUGGGUGUUUAAUCUCCAUGACAACUUUGUUAUCACUUAUAUUUACCUCUGAGUUUAAUCAAGCGAUAGUGCAUUACACUUGUUGUAUUCAUUCCCAAAUUACAGCCUGGAGCAAGAGCAGCUUGUGCCAGGAUCGGGACAAAUAUGCAGCACAUGGUUCACAUGACAUCAGACGAGUAAUUUUGUUGAGCAGGAGGUCUGAUGAAGGCAACAGUUAGAUGUUGAUUUUUUAAUAAUUUAUCUUCAUAUCAUUAAUGAGACUGUUUUGCACUGUUUUUCUUAAAAUUUAAACUUAUGUUUAAAUUUUCUUUAAACUUAUGUUUAAAUUUUCCAAUGUUUUAGAUAGUAGAGGCAGUGGAGCUGUAGGGUUUGAAAGGUGACCUAUUUUACGAACCGUAUUUUUCAGGCGAUAAGGCGCACUGGAUUAUACGGCACACUGUGAAUUAACGUGUUUAUGUUCACACAUAGGGCGCACAGGAUUGUAAAGCACAUCAAGCAUUGAUUGGUUUAUUGUUGCUAGUGCGUACUCCGGGCCCGGGCUGCCUUACAUGAGUGCACUUCUAGUUUAGACAUUACAGUAAGGCAGUCUUGUAGACUUCUUAGGGGUCCUGUUACGGGGCUGAUCAGGUAGUGACACAACGUACCGUAAUUCUCCGAAUAUCUCUUAAGCGGAGCGGCUUUGUUGCUUACUAAAGUUGUACCUACACAUUUUGACAGAUUUUUGAGUGCAUUGUACCACAUAAAAUCAAUCAGUAAGCAUGACAAGUAAUCAUACAUAAGGCGCACUGGAUUAUAAAGCGCAGUGUCAUUUUUUGAGAAAAUGUAAGGAUUUUAAGUGCGCCUUAAAGUUCGAAAACUACAGUACUUUCACCUCUCAAAAAAGAAAAAAUCUUAAGUCUCAUUAUCAUAAUUAUGUUAAACUGGUGCCCAUAAGAACCAUAAUUCAGCCGCUGCAUCAAAGACUUUAUUUUUAGCUAUUUCCCCACUGAUAUAAAAUUAGACAUAGUUUGUGGGUCUUACUUUUCACACAGCUAUAUAGUCACAAAUUACAAAGCCUAAGAGACGGAAAACGUGUGAGGCUAUCUGUUAGCACCCACUUAGCUCCUCAUUCAGCCCUGUUAGCAUAUGCUAGCCACUGUUGCGACAUUACUUCCAGCUCGUGGCCUAAGCUUUCAUGGAAGGACCGUGUAGAUGGAACAGCCCACAGUUGGGAUUUAAACUUAGCUUGUAUUCACCACUUUACGAAGGAGAAAUCAGUGAAGUGGUAAGCACUAACAGCUAUGAUAUGGCUGUUGUCCUGAAAUCACAAAAACUUGUCAUUCUUUUCCAGUACCUUUGUCUUAGGGAAGAGAAAAUAGCAGUGACUGUCUUUCAUCUCCAAAAAAACAUUGUGAAGAGCAGGGGGGGAAAGCUACGCACUGACAUAGACUUUACAGUUUUUGAAAUGGGUUGGCGUUUACAGAGUUGCCAUAUGGGCUUGUCCUUAACAUGGGACCAAUAAGACGUCCAAUAAGGUCGAGGCUAUAUAUCAGAACUAACAGUUCAAGGAGGCUAGGAAACAUGUCAGGGAAAUAACCACCAUCAACGUGGUUCCUCAUUGCCAUGAGUAUUUGCCAUGCAGGAUUUGGUAUGAAUGUUCAACAAUGUGUCUUUAAGUUGUUUUAAAAUACAGAUGAGCAUAGUAGACAACAUAGAGAAAGACUGUCAAGUAUUUUUAUAUUGACACCUGGAUUUAAACUCUGUUUUGCAGUUAGAGUUGCUCUGAUAUCUAUUCCAGUUUUGUUAUCGAGCACUGAGGUAGCAGCAAGUGUGCUGGACAAUGCACUGAUCCAAAAUCUAUACCAAGUCCUCUCAACAGUUGGAGCUGGCAGAGAUUGUUUCAAACCACCGAAAUCUCAAUAUUGCCUGUAUGUAACAGUGCUGUAAUGCAGCUUUGUCACAAUCGAGCCAGACUGAUGCCAUAACAGUGCAAGUGUAUGAUUCAAUACUGAGGAAUCAUGAGAGCACACACACACACUCAGUCAUGCACACACAUGGCCCUGUUCCAGCCUGCCUGCCGCACUGGCUCACAGUGAUGCCAUCUUGCACUCGCAAUGCCUCAACAAACGCCAACAGAGAAGAGGGAUGACUUGGCACCUCCAUCACGCCUCUGAGACAUUAAUAUUUAUAGCAAGACUUGACAGAGAUGUGAAUAGUGUUUCUCCACCUAAAUUGUGUAUCUUUAAAACUGCACUUGUGAAGGAGGGCUACCUAAAUUCUUCAAUAGCUCUCAUGAUCGAUGCUGGAACCAGAAUAUCUGGUAGGCUCUUUUUUUGGCCAAAUGCUUCCUUCAUAAGUCCAUGACCAUGAUCAGCAGUAGCUAGGCAUCACAGCAUAUAUGUGCUUCAUUUUACACCUGUGCAUAUAAUACAAAUGACACAGAGGUAAGGUACUUGGUGUGUUGUAAAUGUACAACUAAACUAACAACUAAAGUGGUUUAAUGUGAGGAUCCACCGUUUUUACCUCCAGCACAGAUCAGUGGUUUCCAACUGCCUAUUUGUCCCUGAGUAACACCUUGAACCCGGCUCUCUCCAAUCAGACCUCCCAGGAGGGGGCGUCUGCAACAGGAAACUCUCAUGCCGGGAAACUAACAUGCUAUUAUUGUGUUUUCAUAGGGAAAAUAUUCAAUGUCAGCACACGCUGUAAAGAGGCUCCAUAAUUAUCUGACCUACAAAUUUACAUGAAGAAAGGACACACUUAACACACCUCCUAAUCCAAUGUAACAGGGGUGGACCACAUCCCAGCGCCCAGUGCUCAAUGUUGUUCUUGACAAGUUACCAGUCUACUGGUACACUUAAUUUGACUUGUUAAAGCUGCUAAAUAGCCAGAACACUGUCAUACAACUUUUUUCUGAUUUUCCCUGGAAGCUGAAUAUGGAUCAUGCCUGGGGAUAAAUUCAUCCAGCCCCCUGUCAGCUUGGCUGGCUUCACAAACAAACAACCAAUGUGUCAAAACUCUACAUUGCAAGGGGCUUCUGAGAGCACAGUUUACACUUGCUAGCCCGGUGGUCUGGCUUUAUGAGCAAUGGUUAGUGUCAUACACACACAUGGACACACGCACACCCAAGCCUCACUCUAGAAGACUCAUGCGAGACCCCAAGGGCAGUGAAAGCAAAGAUGAGGUGACGCAACACCGCCUCUCUUUCAUUGUGUUUAUCAAAGAUAUGACCUUACAUGACUGAGGCCAAAAGGUUAUGUAUGUUUUCUACCAGAGGCAACACAAAAGUUGUCCUCAUUCUAAUCAAGGUGUUAAAAAACAUGUUUGUUGAAUGUCUGUGUGUGUUCAAUGUCUGUGUGUGUGUGUGUGUGUGUGUGUAUGCGUGCAGAUAUUCGAGCAUCCUGCACCUCUCCCUCUUUGACCACAUUGCAGCUGCAUCAACACUCAACCCCUUCCACACCCUUUCACGUCAGAGUGUGUCAGGGAUGCGGAGAAAUGGAGUGUGUCUGUGGUAUGACUGUGAACAAAGGGGAAGGGAGGUAGUCCCGAGAGAGACCUGAGGAAGAGAAAAGAAGAGGAGAGAUGAUGAUAGAGGGAAAGAUAGAUAUGAAGGGACACUGAAGGGUCAGAUGCAAGAGAAGGUAUGAGACAUCUGGAAAAGAGAAAGAGUAACUGGGACGAGGAGGAAAUUACAGCUGCCCAACAAUGAUUCAUUGGGGAAAAUUCUCCUCUACAUCUCCCUCUCCUCCCUUUCGUCCUCCAGCCUCUUUACCUAACCCUCUAACCUCUCUGUGUGUACCACUCCCCACUCUCAAUGAUUGAUCUCCAAGAGAAAAAUGUGCUCUAAACAUUUGCAAUUUUACAUGUUGGGAGUAUCUUCAAAGCCAAUUGAUAACAUAUAAACUGAUUGAUUCUCUUCCAUCCCCUUUUUUCCCUCUCUCUCUUCAGGGAUCUGAGUAUGAACAACAUCAGUGAGAUCCAGCCCAGAGCUUUCCACCGACUGCACCUGUUAUCAGAACUGUGAGUACAAAAUCACUCAACUCACAUCCAAUUAAUAAAACUUUGUCGUCAUAAUUCCAACAUGACAAGAAACAGUAAUUCACAAAGUCGCUGAUAUGAGCACAGUUCAGUGAUGGGGAUUGAUGACCCUGGCCCGCCUCUGAUCUCUCCUACCAAGAAAAUGCCUGCAGCAAUAAGCUAGUCGAUCCUGGGAUAGCUGCACAAAAGAGGAAGGUGAAGGGAACCUGAUACUCUCUCAGCGAGUAGAUAUAUGGUCCUUUAAGUGUUUAGAGAGCAGGUUCUGUGCUCAGCAUCCAAGCCGCUGCUUUCUUGCCCCCUUUGACUCUGUUUCAGCUGGACAACUCAGCGGGAGCAGUACACACGUAGACAAAAGCUUUCGCCAAGACAAGCAACACACAACAGGAGAACCUCAGGACAGAAUUAUAUGGUUUUUACUUUUGUUCAUUAUUUGAAUUAUGGGAGAUUUUUUUAGUAUAGUUGCCAUUACACUAAAAGAUUGAAACGCCAUGACAGACUGGAUUCUAUAUCCAUCUCUUGGCUGGAUAAAUCCCCCCAUAAAGAGUUUCAUAUACCAAUACAAACAUAAUGUGAAAUAAAGACAACACGACUAAGAAUUUGACUCGGCCUCUGUUCCAAAUUUCCUGCCUUCACACUUUGUUCGAUGCUUCACAAAGUAGACAGUUCGGUUUCAUUCUUGCAAGGCUGAUGAAAACACACUCCGCAGCGAAACCACCAACAUUUUUAGAACAUGUUUUUGGUCGACCUGGCUGAUAUCUGAUUCGACCACUCAGCAGAACUGAGCUAAGUCUCAGUUUGACAAAGGCUGUUAUGAGAUUUGGCCUCAGGGUGAGAAUGUGUGUGUAAGCGUGUAGAAACUCAUGGGGGCUUAUGUUUGUAUGUCAGCCUUUACCUGAUUCUUUUACUUCUGAAGCCUGCACUUUUUUUUGUGGGUCUUUGUGUGUGUGUGCACGAGGUGUUUGAACAGCCCGCUGUUUUCCUUGCUAAUUCUUGCAGCUGCAGCCUGUGAGGCAUGAGCUAAUGAUGAUGAAAGUGAAAGGUCAGCUGAAUAACUAUUCGGGUUGGUUUUGAGUCACACUCAAAGUGGAUUCGAAGAACAGGCCGAACAACAACAUUUUGAGACGCCUUGUAUCAUGAGAGUUUCAUAAUGUCUCAGGUCCAGGAUUGAUCGCCUUUUUAUUAAAGCUUUAGAACUUUUCAGGUCAUAAAAACAGUACAGACCAGAGUCAUAAUCAGAACCACACAGUGUGGAGGGAUGCUGAACAUUGAUACUGACAUUUCCCUGCAUCGAGGGAAAAACGAUUGGGGGUCUUGGACACAGCUCCACCUACAGCGCUCAUCCGGAGACCAUCCUCCCAAUGUUUUACUACUUUGUUGAUCUUGCUUCCUCUGUGUUGCUCUCAUGUUCUGACACUCAUUGGAGACUUUCUGUUGCUUUGUGGCUCUUCCAAGGAGGAUGUUCCUACCCCAAAGCCAAUUUUUAUAGGCCGCUGACCAUUUCUGGAAACAUGCUGAGUUGAUAAUGAUGUUUCAAGGCAGGGAGAAGCACAUUUCUGACAUCCACUCUUGUCUCGAUGUUUUAAAAAGAUAAAGCUACGGUGAACACAUUAUAAUUAUAACUGUUUAAAGUGCUUACAAAACCAACUGAGACUCUAAACACAAACAUGGUUGGUUUGAGAACCAGAGCGUUUGAUGUGGGUCUACAGCACUUGUUGCUAGCAAAGGGAGAGGCAAGGGCCAGGCAGGUUGUGACUGGUAGAGUGAUAAACUGUUUGAUGUUGGGCUCUACCUCCCUGCCUCCCUCACCGUCGCUCUGUCUCUCUCCAAUCCAAUUCACUUCUACAGACCCCAAUCUCCAUUCUACUGCAGGCUACUUCAAGCUGUAGUCACUGCCUUUGAAAGUUUUUUCCUCUUAUUGGCUCUCUCCACAUUCUUAAAAAGCGAAACAAACCUGCUCAUGGCAAGAAGUCCAGCUUUUAUCCUGUUUUACUCCAUGGGGAGGAGAGGGAAUAAAAUCUUAUGAGCCACAUACGGAGUAUCCUCCUGAAGCUCGUAAACUCUAUCACGCUACGUCUUAUCUGUUUGCCCAGCUCUUGCUUCUAUAGUUGAAGAGUGCAAACAGCUUAUUCCUUUGAACCUCCUAGUACAAAGAGAUUAAAUUUAUACACAAAGCAAGGAGCACGCCUCUCUUUGAUUCACUGCGGCGUUAAUAUUGAUAAUAAGACGUAGGUGUAAUUGUCCCACCCUCCAGCCCUUUCGCUACCUCUGACACCUUAUUUCUAAAUCUUACUCUAUUGAUCUCAGAUCCCUCUCAUUAAGCCUUCAUUUAGCGCUUUGAUCAGUGAAAUUGUCAUUAAUUCAAACAUGAAAACCUGCACGCAACUGUCAGUUAGCUAAGCAGAAGGAGAGAGGCAGACUGCAUGUCUACGGGUUAAUGAGAGGGCAGCAGUGCCCACGCUCCGGUACAGACUCUGAGACAUGGUUUGCAUCUACCUGACAUAUCAAAGACAACCACUCCUUUCAAAUCUGCCGCUCUAAUUUCAAAGAUGAGCCAUCCAUUUCUGAUCCAAUUACAGCUUGGAACUAGCCAGGGGUUUAAUGUGAAAUUGUCCCCCCUAGAAGCCUUUCCUGAGAAACACUUGGAUGGCGACAAUGCUUCCUGUCUAUCAUCAGUAUCAAAGUCCAUGCUGUUCUUACCUCCGGAGGUCAUGUUUCACUUUUCCUCUUUCUUCUUGUCUACCAGCCAUUUGGGUUGAGUCUCAAAUGCUCAUCUUAUCAUUACCUGUACUUGAUCACUCACCUGAAAAAUACAGGGCUUCACUUGGCCCAAUAAAAAAAGACUGAAAGUAUCUAUUAGCAGGUGAAGGCUGAAAUUGAAAAACUGUUUUUGCCUUUGGCAAACUCGAAUAUCCAUCUUCCUUGGGCUCUUCCAACUCUUCAAAAAUAUGAAACCCAAAUGUGUAAGAGGAGAAGUGGUGAUGGGAGGCCAGCGCUGCCCUGCUUGUCUUCCACUCUGCGAUAAGAUUGUCUGCUGAUAGGCCGGGAAUAUGACGUAGGGGAGGGUUAAGGGGUUACAAAAUUGGCUUUCUUGAUGCUCCAGGUGCAUCUCACAGCUGGGACUAUCUAGGUCAAUUAAACUUUUCCUUUUAGCUUUGCCAGCAUUGAUUUUGUCUGCUUGUCUCUUUCUCUCCCACAAACAAGUACCCACAUGCUCCAGCACACACACCUCCCCACAGCAGCAACACACACUUCCACGUCUAUAUUUUACUCCAAUAAUUUCAGAGGUUAAUGCUGGGUUAAGUGGUUGACCCUCAGGUUGGACCUCCUAACAGAAGACGGGGUAACAUUUCUAUUGAUGGAGUGAAGGUGAAAAAGGUCAUACAUGCUCAUGUACUUGCAGACACACCCACACAUAAAGCGGCCCCUCUCUGAUAAGACCUGUUUAUCCUCUCCUUCUUCUUUCAUCAUCCACUCUUAUCAACCAUCCUGGUUCUGCUACCACUAUGAUCUCCUGCCUCUCCCUCAGAUAGUAUUCCAAAAUGUCAUGCUGUGUUUGCUGUCUCGGUCUUUAAUCCCUCUUUUUGUUUAUUAUCUCAGAGCAAUAGGACAUGGUGAUACAUAGAAUAAUCUGCAGUUGGUAUGCUUCAGUAAAACCCUUACAGAUCAGCCCUGAUAGCAGUGUUGUCUCACCCCCAUACGUUUGAACCGCAUUGGCUCCCUGUUAUUUCGUAUAUGGAUCGUUUCAGUAGAGCCGAAUAAUGCUGAGGUGGAAUUUUUAUCAACACAGUGUGAGGGCCAAGAAAAAUUCUAACCAUCCCCGAAUCGAAUUAAAAGGAAAAACAGUUGGAGCCACAGUCUGUCAUGAGCGAGGCGCCUUUCAUCAGAGUGAGAUUGAUGUGGAAUAACUAGGAGCCUAAGUGCAAAACACUCGCUCAUACGAACAAUCAUUUACUCACACAUUCAUGCAUAAACAGACACUGAUAUCAUGGAAACGGCUGGUGUUCGGUUGAUGUCUAUCGAGAAGGUCUGGGCAUUUCUCUCCUUUUCAAUAUCCAUCCUCACUUUGGACAUGAUUAUCCAUUUGACAAAUGACAAGGGGUGAUUCCAUUCAAGAGCUGUUUUGGCUCAUGUUGUGCGGCUGUUUGAGGACUGCUGGCUGGCAAAAGGACAUGUAUAUCAGACUGUGGUCUUAACUAGUGUGUUUGUUUUCUGGAACUCUAAAUUACUGGUCCCACUCAAACACAUUAGUCAGUCUUUUGUGCUACCUCUAUCUUUUUCCCAUGCCAUGGGCCUGGAACUGAUCAUUGUGCUUGAACAGGAACCAAAAAAGGAACUAGGGGUCUUUACAGGGAAAGGCUUAGAUCUUUUUUACUGGUGUUAGGACCUCAACACGGCCUAUUGAAACCGUAACCUCUGGAAAGCAGCUAUUGAAAUGGUCCCCAGUGACAGGCUUGUGCAAUGGCGGAAACUGAAAUGGUAUUGAAGUCGCAGAUCUAUCAUCCUCACAGGGACAACAAAUGGGCAGGGCAGAGGUUCCUUUCUGAGAAAGAGGCUGGUCCAAGAGAAAACUGGAGUCCUUUAUCUCGAAAUAAAACUGAAUAUUGUGGGGUCAAAACGCUGAAGUCGCUGUGGUUCAGCACUCAGUCUUCCGUCUUGAUUGAGACAUGUGGUGCAGUCGAAGUCUGUCUGAAUGAGUUUUGAUUGUGGUUUGAGAGGCAUGAUUUAACGGCUCCACAAUAGCUUGGAUAAGGAUCAGUCCUUUGUAUACUAGAAAAAUGAUGGGGGUGUACAUCUAUGUGUACAUGUGUGUGUGAGAGUUAAUAAAUACGAGCUCUGUAAGACUUCAAAACUGGCUGAGUGUGAGAUUUGGCAGGCGUGGGUAGUUUUUUGCGGUUUGCCACUGCACAGUAAUAAGACUGAGACAUAUUGACAUGAAUAUCAGAUGUCGUAGGGAGUUUGUUGAGAGCUGUCAUCUAUUUCCAUCUGGAUGAUGGAGACUUGGAGAGGCAGGCUGAAGUAUUUCAAUAUUUCAAAAUCAUGAAACUAAAGAAAAAAAAAACAACAACAGCUCAGCCAGAGGCAGUCCACUUAGAGAAAGGCUGAAAUGUCAAGCUUAAUGUCACCUGUAGAGCAAUGGUGUGAAAAAGACGAUGCCAAUGAGUAACUUUUAACUCAUGUUUGUUAAAUAAAAGUGGGUGGUCUUGAGCUGUGAAGCCCAAAUCUGUGUUUAAACUGUGCUUCCAGCUCAUGACCUUGAGAGUUCCUCUGUUGGACUGAAUGUUAUUUAUUUGGACAUCUUAUACACACUCACAAAUGACCAUUAGGUGCUGUGUUUGAUAAACAAACUGAUUGGAUUGCUUGUGUGAAUGUGUGUGGUUUCUCUCCCUCGCUGUCCUCAAGGUCCCUCAGAACGGGCCAAUUUACCUCAAGGACAUGGAAAAUAGCACACACAUUCACAUUGAAAACAUGCACUCGCUUAUGUCUACAUCCAUAGUAUACUUGACUUUAAACACACCCAUAAACACACUCACAUGCACAUGAGCAAAUAUACUUUCACGCUGCACUUGUUGACCCAGUCACAGUCUCAUUCAAUUCAGCCUUUACUCACUCAUCAGAGCUCCCAGGAUUGGUUAAGGUUUCAGGGUGUGCUUUGGGCCAAUAGCAACCACACUGAGGGGAAUAGAAAAGUGUUAUUUGCAUACUGCCCCAACAAUAACCCCAAAGCAGAAACUUGAGAAUGAAGUCAUAUCUCAGUUCAAUCCAAGAACGUAGGAUAAAGCUAAAGGCAAUGCCUCUCUUAUGAGACCUAUAAAUUUUUAUAUGAAUGUUCUUUUAUUUCAUUUUUUCACUUUAAAUUUUACUCUUUUUUAAAAAAAUCUCUGUGUUUCUAUCCUAGGCGUAUCUCAGGGAACCAGCUGAAGUAUAUCUCUGGCCGUGCUCUCGAGGGUCUUCACAACCUUAAAGUGCUGUAAGUAACCUCCUUCUCCCUCCCACCCACCCAAUCCUACUCUUGUGGUUCAGUGUUCAUCCCAGGUGGGUUGUUCCGCUGCGGCACUCUGGGGGUGAUAGAGUUGUGCUCCUGCCUUGAAUAAAACACACAGGCCACGCAUCAUUAACUGCAGUUAAAGUUUAUGGGCUGGGGGAAACCUGCCCUGCUUGCAGUUCCUUCAUUCCCAAACAAGCCCUGUUUCACUUGCAAGUAUGCACACACAUCCACACAAACACAGGUGUAAUGCAGGGACCUCCCAGUCACACCACCCACCAAGAUUACAGCAAGUGACAAAAAGAAAUCACUUAAAACGGUUUCAAAGCUGUUUUCGCAACACCCCGUUUCGCUAGUGUUCAUAGCCCUGUGAUCCAUGGCCACCAACUGUUAGCACUGCUGUACAGAGUAGGAUCUCAAAAUGUGCAGAGCAGCCAUAAAAAAACAUUAUUUCUGAGCUGUGAUUUCAGCAUCUACUUAGUUGUGACCAUAUUUCUAGUAGGUGUAAGACAAGGGUUUUUAAGAGGUUUUCAUGGACCUUGGCAACCAGUUCGACUCCUUUUGCACCCUGGCUGAGAAAAGUUUGAGAACCUUGCCAUUGGAGUAUAAACUCAGCUUGCGAAUUGUGGUUUGUAAUUUGAGCGAAUCUAGGGGAUUACCAGGCACACAAUUUAUUCUUCUCUCACCCUGUGUUGUGAAACUACCAGAGACAGCAUGAAUAAACCAGCCAUGAAUCCCGGUCUAUUAUGUCAUUACAGCAGAAGGACAAACAUAUCCUGAAUUUAUACAAGCCUGCAAGCAUUCACGCUUCAUGCAAAAACACCCCGUCAAACUCUGGAUGGUCCCUUUUUACCUCAGAGCAGCUGAGCUGUUUAGUUCCUUCCUCUGUGUAUUAGCUGAAGUCAGACUGUGUCAAAAACAAAUGGACUGCUGACCUUGUGUGGGGUGACUGGUCCCUGCUGACUCUCAGUCACACUCUAACAUACAGAGACGUUACAAACUCUGAGUGGAGCUCAGCAAACCUCUCCAUGGGGGAUUUUUUUUUCAACCGGAAAAGACUUAAUACAGUGUAUUUAUCAGGAAAGAGAGAGAAAGAGAGAGAGAGAGCUAUUGUUUGCUCCCCACUUCCUCCUCGCUUUUUGCUCCAUUCUUCUAAGGAUGACAUCAGCAGCCCACCCAAGGAGCUUCUCUUUCCUUCAACCCCUCAUUCUCUGCUUCUCUUCAAGCUUUCACUGGCCCUUUACGUCUUGAAUCAGAUUUCCCUCACGAUGGAAUUAUUUGUUCUGCCUGAUGUGCCCUCACGCACAGCACAUAUACACUCAACUACAAGUACAUACAUUACAUAUAACUCAAUUACCCUUUAUACUCCUUCAGGAUGCUACAAAAUAACCAACUGGAGAGACUUCCCAAUGACACUCCAUGGGAUCUACCCAACCUGCUGUCCCUGUGAGUAUCUCUCUGUUAUGCACACACACAUACACACACACACACACAGAACUGCAUUAAUCAUGCUACUCUACCUCAUCCAGGGGGGAAUGAAACAUCCUCCGGCCACCCACCCUCACAUUUCAGCUCUGACCGCAAUGCAGGUAUAGAGUACUGCUGACAUAUUACAGACCAUACUCCAAUAGUUUUGCAUGUAGUGCUGUACUUCCUGAUGGUAGGAGUCACAGCCCGACUGUGUCAGUGUAGUUCACUGUAGCAUCUGGAAGCCAUGAGGGAAACAGCAGACACUGCAGGCCAGGGAGAGCAUCUCCAAUGAGCUGUGAAACAACCCCAUUUUCCAUCAAUUCCCCUUCUCUUCCUCCUCCGCUCUCCCACCACCCACACCGCUAUCCCCCUGGCUAAUGAGAGUGUUUGGUGGCAUAAUUGACUCAUCUGUGGGGUCAGUGUAUGAGUGUAGAUGUGUGUGCGUAAGUGUGUGACAGCAUCAGUGUUUAGGCGGAUGCGAAAGCUCUUCUGUAAUUGCAUUUUUUCCCUCGGUCUGUGCCACACACAUACUCCACAUCCUCGCACUUCAAAUUUAGAUCCUUGGUGAAUAUUGAGACUGCACUACUUUGGCCAAAAAUAAAAUUCUUUUUUUUUUCUCUUAAACUCGUUUUUUGAUUUCUUAUUCAGUGACAACCUCACCAAACUUCACUUUAAUAACAAGUUUUCUAUCAUCUCUCAAAACGAAACCACUGAAAACAAUAUAGUGCAUAUGCCAAGCCAGUAAGUGGUGCUGUAACGCUGCUGAGGAAAUGCACAAAAGACAGAAGAAGAGUAUAGAGCAUGUGUAUAAAGGUUGUUGUGGCUGGACAUGCGCCAUAAAAUAGUUACACUGUGUGUCACAUAAUUGUUUCGAGAGAUGCCGUUUGUUUUCGAAAGUACCGUUUACAGUCACCCAAAACGCUGUUACCCUGUGGAUGACAAAAGACGACAAAAUACAACCGCGUGGACGGGUUGAUACCGCCUCAAGUCAGACUUUGCAGCAGGGAGUUGUCCGAAACUGCAAAGCCGUACCAAUUUCACAUGACUGACUUGCUCUUACCCUAAUUAGCCACAAAAUUAACGCCUUUUAUGCAAACACCAUGUAUGUUUACACUGGUGUGGAAACUGGGGCAGGAAGGGGGAGCCUAUGGUGGCCUGGAGGCACAAGGACUAUCGGUUUAAAGAUUUUAAUUUUUUUUAACAUGGUCAUCAUCAAAUAAUCCGAUUAUGAUUUAAAAUCAAUUAACUGUGCAGCCCUAGUGAAUAUCCACGAUCAUUUCCGUUAUCACACAUGCACUCUUUUUGCUGAAGCUGUAGAGGAAAUCACAACACUGGUGAAACCGGACUGCCUUCCUUAAACACAGAGACUAUGCCUGCACACAUAAACUGUAACUGUGGGCACCAUAACUCAGGAUGUGCGUGUGUAUAUCUAACAUCACAAUUUUCUAUCAUGAUGAUGUCUCUGUCUGUGUGCACAACUGUGGAUGUGUGUGUGGUCUUUGCCUGUAGAGAUGGUCUCAAGCACUGUGAAAACACAAACACACACAGGCAGAGCCAUAGUAUAGGAACACACCUUGUCAUUACAGUAAUGAUAAGCCCAGCGGAGAGAGAUUACUGGAAAGGCUUUGGAGAGUGAAGCUUGUCGGCGCCUCUCACCGACAUAAAACACACCAGGUAACAAGAAAGGGAGACUGCAUCUCAGACAGAGCACGGCUUUGAGAUCGGUAUAAACGUUCAAAGGAGGCUUUCAUCCAAAAUGAAUCACGUCUUAAUCAGGGACAUGAAUCCUUUUGUCAGCACAGAAUUGAAACUGAGUCAACAAAUUUGUCUCAGGGUUUUGGAGCAGACUAAUUACAACACACAUUGAUGCCAUCUUGAGCAGACUGGCAUGUUUCAGGUCCCAACACUGAUGAUCUCCGCAAAUCACAUUCAUUAACAUCACUAUGAUUUUUACAGAUUCAAUUCACCGGUAAUAAAACAUGUUCCUCUAAGUUCCCCCUGGUAUAAAACUUUGGCCAUCUGGAGAACUCAACCAGAGGAGGCAGGUCCACAGAUCCCCUGGAUCACUUAAGAGAACUUUCCUUUUUCUGUCUCUAUUUUGCUCUCCUGUAAUUGUACCUCCGACUUUGAUGUGAUGGACAGGAAAUAGUUGCUGCUUUAUUGGCUUCUGUGGAACAUUCCUGGUUCUGUCUGGACCUUCUGGAGACCUGGCAGGUCCACCCAGAGGAGCAAUUAUUAUUUUGCCCCGGAGAGCAAACCAGAAAGUUGAAGGGUCUUCCGUAGCUUUCAUCCUGUGAUUUGGUUCAAGGACAAACAAUGUCCACAGUUGUAGUGCACAGGAUGCACAAGGACGGUGUUUCGCUGUGGAAUAAAUGUGUGUUCAGGAAGUGGACAAGAUGAAAAUUUCUUGAGGCUGUUUGUGUGUGCACGUGCACACACACGAAUGUGUAUUUACAUGUGCGCCUGAGAGUGUUUUCCUGUGUGCAAGUGUGUGAGCAUCUGCCAGUGUAUACAGUUGCCUCUCCUGAUGGAAAAUUUCCCUCGGGAGAAAAGCUCAGGGUUCAGAGUUCAAGUUCAGAUUUCACUUUGAUGAUGCUGUUUGUUUGGUGAAGCCUCGGAGGGGUGAGGACGCUAAAGAGAAGCUGGAGCGCAGGAAUCAAAUAACCGCGGUGGAAGAUUGAUAAGGGAGGAUGUUUGAAAGAAGCACAAGAGUCAAAAAGUGAGACACACAGGGGUUCGAGGCGGCUGUGAGACCAUCUCUGACGAUGCAAGAAACAAAAUGUGUGUCUGAGAGGGACUGGAGGGGGGAAGGAGAUUAAUGAAUGAGGGUGAAGGACUGAAGGAAGAAGAAUAGCAGGAGGAAGUGGUCUCAGCUUGUCAACUCUACCCUGAGGGGAUCAUUCAUCACUAUGGACAGAAAUGUGUGUGUGGGUGUGUGAAUCAUAGUCCACUCUUGUAACCUGUGGUUUGAGGGACACUGAGAUAAAGAAAGGACAAAGCUUUUGUUAAAUGUGGUGUGGUUUGCCGAUGGUGUCGUAAAUGCAUCAGCUGGAAAGCAGCAUUGCCAUCAGUUCUUGGAAAAGUCAGGGAUUGAUGGCAGCAGCAGGAACCCAAUGGAAAGAGUGAAGACUGGAGGAACAUCUGAAGAUGCAUCUUUGACUGUCUCUCCAUUAGCCUUUUCCGUUUUCCAGACAUCAAGGAAAAGGGCUUUGUACAACAUAAAUAAAGUGAGGGAGAAUUAAACAGGCCUGCCACAACCAAUCCUACACCCUGUGUUUGUCUCAUCUUACAUUUCAUACAUGUCUGUGCUGGUAAAGCUAGACAUGGCUUAUUUAGCAUGGGAAUGAAUCAUAAUGAGCAGCUUCAAAAAAGCUGCAGCCGAGAUGAAAGAGGGAGAGUUUAGGAUGCAUAAUUCUCAUAAUAACCUUCCUGUAAGCAUGCAAAAGCUCAGAUACACAUGCAAACAUACUACGCUUAGACUUGAUGAUUAACCGGCUAAGCUCAGUUCCUCUUACCCUCCAGGCGUCUGGAUGCUAACCUGCUGUCUGAGGUUCCGGCUGGGGCAUUUCGAGGGGUUCGCUCUCUAAGGCACCUGUGGUUGGAUGAUAACUCCCUGACUGAGAUCCCGGUGACAGCUCUGGACUACCUCCCCUCCCUGCAGGCCAUGACACUGGCUCUUAAUCAGAUCACUCACAUUCCUGAUUACGCGUUCACCAACCUCUCAGCUCUUGUCGUACUGUAAGUAAAACCCUCAUUUUUGUACUUAAGACUUCUGCACUUGGAUUUUUAACUUAAACCAGAAAUGAUUUCUUCCUUUUACUGAGUUUGUGUAGGUGAUGUGUACGAAAGAGGAUUAGGGUUACACGAAGAGAAAAAAAAAUUACAGGAAAGAGAUUAAAGUUGAAAUUUCGAGAUAAAAAAUUUAAAUUUCAGAGGCGAUACAUGGGGACCACAGUCCCUGCAGCGGUUGUGGGUUCGAAUCCAGCCCCAACCACAUGCUGCAUGUCCUCCCCCCUCUCUCUAUCUCUUUCACUCUGUCCUGUCCUGUCAAUAAAAGGCUGAAAUUGCCCCAAAAAAUACUUAAAAAAAAAAGAAAUUUCUAGAUCAGAGUCGAAAUUUUGAGAUUACAAAAUGUCAAAAUGUCAUGAAUAAUGUUGAAAUUUCGAGAUUGAAGUGGAAAUUUCGAGAUUAAAGUCGACAUGAAUAAAGUCGAAAUUUCAACUUUUUUAAAUUUGAACUUUAAUCUCGAAAUGGAAAUGAAAAACAUCUCCCUCCUGUAAUUAUUUAUGUCUCUUUUUGUGGCUCUUAUCCUCUUUCAUAGAUGUGUGCUGCGUGGAAACACCUUUUCACGAAAAUUAUUUCUGUUUUGUCAAAAAUAUUUGUGGCUUUUCCCAGGCAUCUUCACAACAACAAAAUUGGCAGCAUGGGUGCAAGAUGUUUUGAAGGUCUACACAGUCUGGAGACACUGUAAGUAUCACAUGCACUAAUCAAAAAACUACACUGAUCAGAGGUUACUACAUUUCCCCUAUUUUCUCACACACACACAAAGCUAAUAUCAUUUCACAGGCCCACAUGAGUGGCUCCUCUGUUUCCCCAAACACUGAUACAGACUGUGUCAUGGCACAGAAGUAUAAAAGUAUCAAUAUUCAGACAGCACAGUGUUUACAGAGAUCGCCUUAAGCAAAUUGUUAGGUAUAAGGGACUACAUGACCUUAAAAAGAAGUCGUCAUUUCACUACAGCUUACUACAGCCUCAUUUUUUCUUGUGAGGGGAAACAUUUGGUGUUACUCAAAAAAACUCAAAAUUAAUGUUUUUAUAAAUCAUAUGUACCAAGAGAGCCAAAAAAUAAUGAAGUGUGGCUCUAAACUCUUCAGUCAUAAUGAUUAAUAUCCCGGUAAUUUCAGCAGGUGCUUGAACGUUUCUCAAAACCACAACCAAUAAAUUCCUUUUUGAUUACCUUGAAGUCACAUCAAAAGAUUCCUGUGUUUUGUAGAAGUCAUUGCCAAGCAGCUCUGAGGUCAAAUAUGGCUCAAUAUGGCUACAGGAGAGUUGUUUGAGUGUAUGUGCUGUAGCUUCCAUAACUGGAUCCCUACCACACACCAAUAUGGAAACCACAGGAAACUUCCACAGCCUUAUGAAAUGGGCGGGGAAAGAAAGCGAGAGAAAUGAAGACAGUGCAACUAUUCCUCCUGCAAAAUUCAUGGUGGUCUGAUGAAAACACAGUUUCUGGCACGCCGCGUAACAACCUGUUGAAGUGUAAAAAAAAUUCAUGCGUUUCUUUUUAUGAGUAUGUGUGUGGGCACAUGUGUAAGUCUGCAGAUAAGCAAGUAUUCCGCCUCUGCAGUUUGCGCUCGCGAGUAUGGCCGACUUAACACAUAACUAAAGAGCAUUAUCCAUGCUAGAAAAUUUGAGGGAAGAGGGUGUCAGUCAGUGGAGCCAUGGUUGAAGAGAUGAAGGGAAACUAAAGAAAGAGAGAAAGAGUGAUGGAGCUCUCUGGACCAGAAUAGUGUGUGUUAAAGUGUCUGGGCCGUCAGCGCGAGGAGAGACAGAUGAUUCAGCGGGAUAAGAUGACAGGUGUCAUUGACGUGGGGAUUGCGUUGGUAUGAGGGGUUAAUCUCUCACAGCGGCCCUGCUUAUGAGAAAUAUGAGAGACCAUCUGCAUCACCACCACCCUCCCCAACCCCCUAGUGUGUAUUAUAAAAUCAUUACUACGAAAAGCCGGCCAGGAGACGCUUGGAAAACGCAACACACCGCUAAGACAGAGCAGACCCACGCAGACAUUUCACAACAUCCAGUGAUUCAUGGGAAAUAUCUAAAAGUACUUCAUCAAAAGCAUUUUUGUAGUUGUGGACUUGAAAGCAGUAAAAUAAAUCUUUUUAAUCUGUCUUACUUCUUUUAAAUAUCCUUUACCCUGAAUGCCUUAGGAUCUUCAAAGGCUGCGAACUUGCACACAAAGAAAGACACACAUCUGACAAAUAACAUGCUUUAUGAGGACAAACAUGCUUUUCCCAUGUGCUGCAGACAAGCUCAAACACAGUAUGCAUAUACAGAGAGAAGAAAUACAGUGAAGGCUCUUUUCCUGCCAGCUGAGUAUGAACUGUCUCCACUACAGCGGCAUUUGUUUUGAUACAGUAUUUCCUGGGAAACUAAUCACAGACAGACCAAAGAAUCGUGUCAGCGCAGUAAAGGUCAAGGGUCAGAUCCAAACUUCACACUCAACAGCUGUCAGCCUCUCUGAGUGGAGGGGAAAUUGCUUCUAAUACAUAUGCAUCCCAACACACUUUCUCACACACAGAUAAGAGGAAAUUCAUCACAUGGUUGAGAUUCAAAGCAGGAGGAGAAAACCUCCACCAUGUCUGGACUUCAUAUUUUUAUCUUACCCCCUUCAGUGUUGGGGUAGUUACUUAUAAAAAGUAAUUCAUCACUAGUAACUAUUGUAAAUUGAAAUAACAUUACUUUACUAGUUACUGCAUUUGAAAAGUAACUUCGCUACUUAUUACUUUGCUUUCCCGUUUCUUAAUUUAUGAUGGACAAACAUCACAGCCCAAUCCUCACUGAGCAUAGUCCGCAUCGUUUUAUUUAUUGUAUACAGUAUUUUUCGCACUACAAGUCACACUUAAAAUCCUUUAAUUUUCUCUAAUUUUCUCCUCAGUGCGCUUUAUAAUCAGGUGCGCCUUAUGUAUGAAUUCUGGUUGUGCUUACUGACCUUGAACCGCUAUUAUUUGGUACACAGCGCUCAAAAGUCUGUCAAAAUGUUUUAUUACGACUUCAGUAAGCUACAAAGCCGCACAGCUACCACAGCUACCGUAGCCUCGCAGAGUUAUUAAAUGAGUUAAAUAAAGUUUGACUUAUCUGAUUGUUCUGUUUGGCUUAAUGCGCUUUAUAAUCCGGUGCGCCUUAUGUAUGAAAAUAGACGCGAAAAGAUGCGUUCAUUGAUGGUGCGCCUUAUAGUGUGAAGGUACGGUAAAUGUUGCUUGGGCAUAGAGUGCAUUUCACACAAAUAUUUUUGUCCUUUCGAUUUUUAUAGCAAAAGUAAUGUGAGUAUCACCACUUGCCGAAAACACCUGUGUCGUCCCCCUUCGUCUCUGUCUCCGUUUCCAUCUCUCUUUCGCAUCAGCAGCUACCUCACUCAAAUACAUCUCUCCAUAGGACUUUCAAAGGCCACAUGAUUGCACAAUGCAUGUUAGCAUCUUUGCAAGAAAAAUGAAUCCCGUGAAAGAAAAGAAUGAAGAACAGUACAGGGAAACACAGCUGAUGUAACACAGAAAGGAGCGUUCCUAUUGUUUAGUAGAGUAAUUAAGAUACAAGUUUUUUUGCGUAGUGUGUUACUUUAAUUCGUUACUCAAAAAAAUAAUAUCGUUACUGUAAUCCGUUACUUUGUAGUGCGUUACCCCAACACUGACCCCCUUUCUCUCUACUUUAGGGAUCUGAACUACAAUGAUCUCCAGGAGUUCCCUGUGGCCAUCAGGACAUUGAGUAAGCUUCAGGAACUGUGAGUCUACACACACAUAAACAUAUAUACACACACGCACACAAACAUAUACAUACACACACACAAAAACACACCUGCCUGACAUGACUAUCAUGGUUGCAUUAUCCCAAGUAAUCCCGUUAAGUGAUUUUAAUGUGGCACUCGGAUACAAUCUCUCUCGCCCUAAGCAGGUGUUGCCUCCACACCCACGCACCCGCUCGCCUGCACGUACACACACUUGUGCACGCAUACACAAAACAUGUUUUCCCUCCGCUUCAGCAGAUGUUCUGCAGUGUGCAUAUGUGUCACAGAUACAGUGUCUUUGUGAGUGUGUGUGUGUGUGUCUUUGUGAGUGUGUGCGCAUGUUUACAUCUCAUUUAUCCAAAAAUGUUUUUCAGCUGUGCAAUGGCAGGUGCAACAUGAGGACAUAUGACUCGACUCUCAUUCACAAACACGCUCUGUCUCUCCUCUAAACACACACACAAUCAAAAAGAGAAAAGCAGAAACAUAUUGACAGAUUUUUGGACUCACAGUAUGUUUCUAUAUUUGCAGGGGUUUUCAUAACAACAAUAUCAAAGCCAUCCCUGAGAGGGCCUUCGUGGGAAACCCUCAGCUCCAAACUAUGUGAGCUUAAUGCUUAAUGCUGCAGCGUAUUGGAUAAACACAUACUUGCUAUUUUAUGUCAACAGCAUGCACAACACAACUCGCUCUUCAAAACAAGUUCAUCUGAACACGUCAGAAACAAUCUGUCUCUUUCGUGUCUUGCAGUCAUUUCUAUGAGAACCCAAUCCAGUUUGUGGGAAAAUCCGCUUUCCAGUUCUUACCUAAGCUGCACACCCUGUAAGUAUGCGGUCAGAAGGAACUAUUCCAGUGAGUUAGCCCAAACACUGUUUAAAUCAUCCUCUGUCCCUUGCAGUGAGAGUUGAGUGGACAUGUGUAAUGGCCUACUGAAUGAUGUUGUGUUAGUGUAUUGCUGCUCUGCGUGCUGAUGUGGUAAGAGAAAGUGUGUUGUAAGAACAUGUUGAAUGGUGUGACUUAUGAUGUCUAGUGAGACAGCCAAAACAGCUUGUGUUGAUGUUGGAGGAAAAGUUUGAUGGCUGAAAUGAGCUGUUAGACAAGGUCUGUGCGCACACACACACACACACCAGUGUGUGUGGGUGAGAGAGAGGGAAAGAGAGUGAUGGGGAGAGCAGUGGAGAGUUUUCUGACACUUCUCUCCCUGUUUGGCCGCAGUUCCCUCAACGGAGCAACCCAGAUCCAAGAGUUUCCAGAUCUGAAAGGAACCACCAGCCUGGAAAUUUUGUGAGUGUCACCUCUAACCGUCUAGUAAGAAAGAAUGUGAGAAGACACAGAGAUGGAGGACAGCACAAUAGUUGGAGGGAGAGUAUUUGAGGAAGGGAGAGUGGAGGAGCAAAGGAUGAGCAAGAUAGAGACAUGCCUGAAAGACAAUAGAGAAUAAACUGAGAGAAUAUGUCUUUUAGGAUUCCAGAGGAGAAAGAGAGAGAACAGGAUACCAAGAAAAACGACAGGGAGGGGUUAGCUAGUUAUGCCAGCCGGUGACAGGUUUGGCGAACCUACACAGCUCCCUGUCCGACCAAGUUAGACUCACAGGACUGGGGGAUCCUUUCGCUUGCUUGCACUUCAACAAAGAUCAGAGGAAUCUCUUUUCCUCCAUAGGACCCUGACUCGAGCCGGCCUCUCAGCUCUCCCUCUGGAUCUCUGUGAGCAGCUGCCUCGUCUAAGAGUGCUGUGAGUACACACUUGGGGAGGGGGAAUGAGAAACACAAAAACUGAUACCCAACUGUGGAUAGCUGUGCCCCCAAGCAAUCAUUUGUACAAUCACAGUGCUAUGAAAUCCAAUCACACCCCCCCUUCCUCUAAAUGAUUGUCCUGCUAUAUCGCCUUGCAUACAGAGCUGACUUCACCCAAAUAAUCCUGUCACCCUCAUAAUUUCCCACGCUAUAAAUCCACAGCUGGUCAUUGUGUUUAUGUGUGCUUUGCGUGUGCACUUUGUGUAUUGUUUUAGGGAGCUGUCUUACAACCAGAUAGAGGAUCUGCCCAGCUUUUACCACUGCUCUGCAUUACAAGAGAUGUAAGUAGUUAAACCCCGAAGUUCAUCUGCAUACUUGUCAAAAAUACAACUUCUGAAUUCAUCGAUCAUUUUUGUUUGUUUUUUACCAGAGGGCUGCAGCAUAACCAAAUCAGAAGGAUAGAGUCAAGCACCUUCCAGCAACUAACCUCUCUAAGAGCACUGUAAGUAAACAGAUGCAACUUUUUAUUUAAUGAAAUAUCACAUUUAUUUUCACAGAAACUAAAUUUAUGGGUUAGUGAUGCACACUCUUUUGGACAUAACCCCAGCAAGUAAUUUCAAGAUAUAUCUUUUGUAUCAUCAGAUGAUAUAGAUGUUGCAAACUGCAGCUCAAUAAGUGUUUAAAUAAAUCAAUCUUUAGAGGGAAAAAAAACACCAUGAGGUUUCUCAAGAAGACAAUGGUUCAUUUUUUAAUGAGCCAAAAGGUUUGAAAACAUUGGUGAGGAUCAGUAAAUACAGACUUAUGACUGCUCACUGACACCUGGUGGUGGCUAACAGACAACAUCAGCUGGAAAUCAAAGUCAGUUUCAUUCAUUUUGAUUCUGGUAUCUUUCAGCGAUCUGAGCUGGAAUAUGAUCGAAUGGAUCCACAUGGAUGCCUUUGCCACGCUUCACUCUUUGAUCAAACUGUAAGUUCAUUUAGAUACAUAACCCCCCUUUGACUUUUCUCCCUUUCAUCUGUUUUUUUUUUUUGCAGGAUCACAUUUCUCCCCUAGAAGGCUUUCCAAAUUCGAGCAUCUUUAAUUAAAGUUAAGCUGUAUGUCAAAGCCUACGCCCUACACAAACACAUCUUCAUUGACUGUGUACCACAGAAAAUCUGUUGUCUUUGGCUGAAUCUGCAGAGAACACUGAUGUGCAUUCAUUGUUAUAAAAACUCCUCUGUGUGGCCAGGAGAAUCAUCUCAGGUCAUGCCAAUACAAACUGCUUCAUUGUGUGGUGACUAAUUAAAAUAAGUCUGGCUAAACAAGCAGAUUCCUUACAACUAAAAGAGUUAUCAGUGGGGAGAAAAUCUGAUAAGAGCCUUGCCUGAACAGUUUGAAAUAUCUAUGAGACAAGGCCUUUUUGUUCCCAAGGAUGACCCUCGGCAAUAUUUGAAAUGAAAACUCAUUUUGUAAACACUGACUUGGCCUGAUCUGACUCCCAACCUCUCUUGUUGUUUUUAUCAUCUCUUUCUGCAUACGUCUCAGGGACCUUACAGAGAACCGCCUCAGCUCCUUGCCUGUAGCAGGUUUGGUGGGUCUCACACAUCUCAAGCUGAGGGGAAACACAGAACUAUAUGAGGCCUUCAGUCCAGAUUACUUCCCCCGUAUGAGGUAACAAACACACGCACCAUCAUGCGUCCUUUUCUUCUGUCUUCCCAUAAGUUGUCCCUACUGUGAACCUUGGCAGUUUAGUUUCCCACGAAAACUGAUUCAAGAUUGCCAACAUACCCAGGUGUGUAUCCUCUGGCUGUAAGGAACAAUGCUUCACUUCCCUUCCUCCAAUUACCCUCCACUCACAAUUUUCUCCUACUAUAUAUCUUUAAUUUACCAAAAGCAGCCAACACUGACAAUACACUAAUUACAGUGUACCCCUGCAAGCCAUCUCUGAACUUCAACAAUAAAAAGCAUUUGUCAGCAGCAAGUUCCUUCUUGCAACAAAAAAUCCCUGAAGGUCUGGGGCGGUACAGUGAAGUACAACUGGAGACUGAGUUUCAAAGACACAAGAGGGAGCCUGUGUGGACUCAAGUGGCUAUGUUGGCAGUUUGUAGAGCACAGUCCAUUACCAAACCCUCUAGACAAAGUUAUCCCAAAAGUAUAGUAUGUUUAAAGUUAAUGUUUAGGAUCCUUCAACCACACUUCUAUCAAAUGAUUUAGUCUUAGGAAUACUGACAAUUCAACAAGAGGAGAAAUCAUUUGGGUGUUUCCCAUAGACUGUAUAUACUAUGGACAACUUGGUUCCGCCAUCUGUCAUUAGACGGAUUUGAAGCCGAAAAGCUCUAAGUAUUGCAGCGUUUUUUCCCCACUUCCCGAAACCAACAUUGCGCAGUAGCAAUUGGCGGGAGAGUUGCCAAGAGUUGCUGUGAUGAUGCUCUGCUAAAACAGCAUAUCCCCUGGGUGAGCUACGCAAUCUUCGUAUGCACAUAGGCUAUAUCAAGUGUCAAUCAUAGAAAACAUGAACCCCUAAUAACUUUUAAAAAUGGAGCUAACUACAUGUGAACAUCGCAAGUAGGGAGGAGAAAAAAUUAAUUUCUGUGUAAUUAAUUUCUCAAGUUUGUACAAAGCUCCAUAAAGCUUGAUGGAGGAGACAUAAUUUAUGACCUUUACUGCAGCCCAUCACCAGAGGGUGCUGUUCUAGGGGUGGCUUCACCCAGCAAGGAGGCAGACGGCGUCCGUUCCAUAUACAGUCUAUGGUGUUUUCCCUGAAGACGAAAGAGUCACAAGCGCAGAAUUACAACCAAUCAAUUCAAAUAUCCAGCAAAACCAAUAUCGAAAAACCAAGCUGGUAGUGCUAAAGACAAGCAAAAAAAAGGACACAAACAUGAUUUAAGGUUAUGUUUAAUUAUUUUUUGUUAUCAUGUUUUGGGCUCUGUCAUGUACCAUUACUGAGAGUAUUUCUGUUUCUUAAAGGGUGAUAGAGAUGCCAUAUGCCUACCAGUGCUGUGUGUAUGGUUCCUGUGAUAACUACAAGCCUGCGAGUCAGUGGGACGCUGAGCAGAGCAACACCGACGAGGACUUGCACAAGAAGACUGCAGCCAUGUACCCUAUCCAUGCUGAUACACACUGUAAGAACGCUUGUGAUCACUAUCACUCUGCUGCAAGCAUGUUUACAAAACCGUGGAUGAAGUCAUCGAGAGAAAUCUGAGUCGUAUAUGUCUGUGCCUGUUGAUGAAUUAUUGACCAAUUAAAACAAGGCACUGAAACCACAGUUACCCGGCAGCCAACUUACAAUUACACUCGAGCGUAUUUGGAAUAUAAACACCAAUAAACCAAAAUUAAAUUGAAAUUAAAACCAUUAAACCCACACCAUCAACAGCGAAACGAGCUUGGUGUACCAAAAGGUAACAAAAACAAGAGAUAAUUAAACCAUGGCAUAUGACUGAUUAAAAUUUAUUCACCACUGUAAGAAAAACAAUUACAAUGAUCAUACUUUGUUGGAAGGGCCUAAAAUCUUCCAGAAAUAUUUGUUUCUUUGUCACAGAGGAAUUUUGAAUCAUCCGUCUUGCACCAAACCCGUGUAGCCUUUGCAGCAUAUGUAAAACAUGGAUGCUGGUGUACAUGCUCUCAGGCAAUACGCCCCGGUAUGUUGAAGCUAUGAUUCUUGAUGCUGAUCAUUGUUUUUCCCCAGAUGACCCUGACUUGGAGGAGUUCCAGCUGGAAAUAGAGGAAUCCAAACUACAAACCAGUGUCCAGUGUACACCAACACCAGGUAACUAUAGAGUUAUGUCCAAGAUCAGACUUGGAUAUAGUCAUCAAAGAAAGUAUGAAUUUGAAUUUGCUGACAGCUUAUAUCUCAUCUGUUUUCAGGUCCUUUCCGUCCCUGCGACUCUCUCUUGGGAAGCUGGUUGGUUCGUGUGGGCUUGUGGUCUAUCUCCUUGGUGUCGCUUCUCGGGAACUCCCUCCUGCUCUUGUCCCUCUUUGGCUCACCUGGCUACCUGUCCCCGCUCCGUUUCACCGUGGCCUGCAUGGGUGCGUCCAACCUGUUGACAGGUGUUUGUACCUGCACCCUGGCCCUUGUGGACUCGCUGACCCUGGGAGAGUUUGGUCACCAUGGUGCUCGAUGGGAGGGUGGUCCUGGCUGUCAAGCAACAGGAUGGGUCUGGGUGUUUGCGUCUGAGGCAAGUGUGCUGCUGCUUACUCUGGCGGCGGUGCAGUGUGGUGUGAGCGUGACAUGCGCUCGUGCCUAUGGGAAGUCCCCAUCCCUAGGGAGCGUACGCACAUGUGCGCUUUUCUGCCUUACCCUUUCACUCACCCUCGCUUCUCUCCCACUGGUAGGUGUUGGGGAGUAUGGAUCCUCACCCUUUUGUCUUCCUUCGCCUCUACCACCCCCAGCCUCUCGACUACCAUCCUCUCUCGGCUUUCCUUUGGCCCUUAUCAUGAUGAAUACCUUGUGCCUGCUCAUAGUCACAGGUUCUUACAUUCGCCUUUACUGGGAGUUACUUAGGGGGGAGUGUGAGGGCCUGUGGGACUGCGCUAUGAUAAAACAUGUUGCUUGGCUAAUAUUCACUAACGGUCUCCUGUAUGUCCCGGUCGCUUUCCUCUCGCUUUGCUCCCUCCUUGGUCUCCUCUCUUUAGGAGAAGAGGUGCUAAAAUCAGUGCUUCUUCUUCUCCAGCCUCUGCCCGCUUGCCUCAACCCUCUCUUAUUCCUCCUUUUCACACGGGACCACUCCCAAUUUUUCUUCUGGCCUCACCCUAAAACACGUCCACAACUACGCCGGGACCACACGCUGGACUCGUUGGUUUCUGUGGAGACAGAGAAGAGCUCCUGCUCUGAUUCAUCAACACAAGUGUCCAUUGCAGAUGCUGAUGCCCUUUACAGUGGGGGGAACCCACCUCAAUCCCAAGUGGAUCCAAUAAGGUUUUCUCAUUGCUCCUCCACGUCCUCCGUUCCCCUAAUCCCUUGCCAGAUACCCACUCCCACAGUCAGAGAAAGAGACAGGGUGACAGAACAAGGGAGCCUAAGUGACAAUGAAUGUCUGAAGAGUUUGGAUCAAGAUGUGAUUCAUAACACUUGCUCUAUGUAUCACUCUUCCAUGACUCCCUCUCUCAACUUUCUUCCAUGA